UCAGAAUUGUGAAUAUACAUCCCGAAUAUAUCUCACUCAAGGAGCAGACCUCCCAAGGUGACAAGACCACUGACGAAAGUGGACAUAUUUUAGCACGCUUGAAGUCUUCAUGAAGCCCCAUUUGUAAGUCAGCGGUGUUAUGGCACUUUCGAAUCAGUUUGAGGAGCUCAGAAGGAGGGCAAAGUCUCGACUGGCUUUGUCGGGCUCCAUCCCAGAGAUAAGGGCAGAUGUCACAGCAAUGGCUGAGGUGGGACUACCCCUGUCUAAGCGGUACCAACACAUCAACGCUGAGAAAAUGGUUUUGGAAAAUGCUGUUGGACAAACUAAACAUGAGGUGGUUGAGUGCUUUGCACGUUUACUCAAAGCAGUCAGUAUUCUGGAGAAAUAUGGCUGUAAUCUGACCAACCCCAACAGGCCCAAAUACUGGCGCAGUGUCAAACACAACAACCCCGUCUUUAGGACCACUGUGGAUGCUGUUAAGGGUGGCCGGGAAGUGCUUUCUCUCUAUGGAUACACUAAUCAGCUCCCAGAUGGCCUUAGCUUUCCUGAUGAUGUCACAGAGCCUGAUGUUAAAAGGGUGGCAGAGGUUACUGUGGAAGUCAUGAUGUUGCGCACAGAGUUGGACAUGCUUGUGAAGGCGGUGCAUCCCCAUCCUGAGUUCUUCGAGACUAUUAUACCAGCUCUUCAAGGACAGCAUAAUUCUGAAGAGGUCAUGAUUGAUGCCUGUGUUAUUCUCCCUAAAUCUCCUCCACUUCAGCCCAAGAUCCAGCCCAAGUCUAUUCCCAGUCCACCAGCCCAGCUAGUAGUGCAGCCAGAUCCUCCUCAAGGGCCCUCCCUCAGACCCCACCAAGUGUGUGACAUGUGUGGGGGGACUUCCACACUCCUCUGCUCCUCUUGUAACUCAAGGCCCUUUUGUGACGCCUGUGAUGCCUUAUACCACCGCCACCCUGAUAGAGCCAGUCACAGAAGAGAUAGAGUUCAAGAAAACUGUUCCAUCUGUGGAGUCUCCCCUGUGUCGGACCACUGUGUCUCCUGCUGCCAACAUCUGUGCACUGAGUGUGACCUGCUAUACCAUUCCCAUCCUAGUCGUAGGGAACACAAGAGACAGAAGAUCAAUUCCACACCACAGCUUAAAGCUUUAAGUUACUCCUUGUCCACGUGGGAGUGUGUCCGGUGCACCACAGUGAAUGGUGGCCAGGCCGUGUUGUGUGCCACUUGUGAAUGCCCUCGCCUGGCCAGUGCUGCCCCAGCGGGCCCUGAAGAGUCACUGCAGGCGUCCACCAUCUCAGAGUGGCAGUGCCGGAGUUGCACGGUGGUGAACCCUGGCGGCAGCGUGUUGUGUACGGUGUGCGAGCGUCCUCGUCUCGCCACGCGGCCCUCGGUCAGCCCCAGCCGCCCCCUCCCGGCUCCGCCCACAACAACCACGCCGCCAGUCCUGCUUGGCGAGAACGAGUGGAUGUGUGAGCACUGCACGUUUGCCAACUCCUCGCCCUCAGGGGUUUGUGAGAUGUGCAACCUGCCACGUCAGGAGCCUCGAAAGAGCCAUAAGCCCCUCCCACUAACACCAAACAACACCAACACUACAGCCUCGAAGCCUAAACCGAAGCCCAGGAGCAUGCACCUACAGAUGCAGAAGAUGAAGGAGGAGGGCCAGAAACUUGUCAGUCAUAUCAGGGAAGGGGAGAAGAGGGGGAUGACCCCAGAGGAGGUGUACGCUGCCCUCUGCGUCUCCAGCAACAGCAACGUCAACCCGUGUGACUGGAUCGCGUCUGAGCUUCCCCACCUGUUGGACGAAAUCUGCGCCAUGGCCGUGUCAGUGCAGCAGACGCAGGGGAACGGCGACCCCGCGGUGGAGCAGAGGAAGGGCGCAUCGGACCUGAGCAGUGGCGUAGCGGCGGGAGAACGGCGCGGGGAAGUGCAGCUGUCCAGAGCCGAGGCCAAACAGGCUUGGCUAACAGCAGGGGGCGACACUGAGAAGGCUGUGCGGCAGCUGUUGAGGAGCAGACAAGCCAAGAUGCAGGAGCUGCAUUCACUGGGCUUCCAGAGCCGGGCCCAGUGUGAAUCAGCCCUGAGGCAGAGUGGCGGUGACAUACGCGGGGCGCUCUCUGUCCUGCAGCGCCCCCUCCUGGAGCCCUUUCACCAACGCGUGUGGAGCACUCUUCCAGAGGCCCCCAUCGACCUCGACAACCCAGACAAACAGAGGAUGUGUCGCCGGCUGCUGGCGCUCUAUGAUCUGCCCAGCUGGGGGCGCUGUGAGCUGGCGCUGUCUCUGCUGCAGGAGCCGGAGAUGGACUACUCUCUGGAGGACGUAGUGCAGGCUGUCAAAGAGAGCCACGAUCGGGACUUUAUCCGACGCAUGCUGAACAACUCGUGCACUAUGUGCUACAGCAAUUUUCCUCUGAACAAGAUGCAGUCUCUGACUUCAUGUCAGUGUUUAAUGUGCAGCGAGUGCUUUACUCGUCACUUCACUAUUGCCAUCAGAGACAAGCAUAUCCGAGACAUGGUGUGUCCAAACUGUGAGGAACCAGACAUUAAUGACCCAGAGCAUCUUGACAACUACUUCUCCACUCUAGAUAUUCAGCUGCGGGACUGCCUGGCGAGAGAUGUGUUUGAUCUCUUCCACAAGAGGCUGACGGAACACGCCCUCAUGCAGGACCCUAAGUUCCUGUGGUGCACUCACUGUACGAAUGGCUUCAUCAACGAUGGUAUCCAAUUUAAGGUCACCUGCCUGAGCUGCCAAAAGAGCUUCUGUGCCCAGUGCAAGAAACCUUGGGAAGAUCAGCAUGAUGGGGUGUCCUGUGAGGCAUUCCAAGCCUGGAAGCGAGAGAAUGACCCGGAAUACCAAAGACAGGGACUCGCUGGCUACCUGCGAGACAAUGGAAUCAUCUGUCCCAACUGUAGGUACCAGUAUGCUUUAACCAGAGGAGGAUGCAUGCACUUCACCUGCACCCAGUGUCGAUAUGAGUUCUGCAGUGGCUGUAACAAUCCUUUCCACAAGACUGGCUGUACUGUGAUCCAGUGCUCUGUCACCGGGCUGCAUGCCCACCACCCCAGGGACUGCCUGUUCUACCUGCGGGACUGGGAGCCUAAAAGACUGCAGGAGCUUCUCCAGAGAAAUGGAGUCGAGUUCAACACAAACCCACCAAAUGGCACUCAGGCUGGCACGUGUGGAGUGAUGGAACAGAAGGAUGAGGGUGGGCAGCACAUGGACUCUCCCUGUGGGAGUCAGGCCCAGCCUGGACAGGCAGGACUGUGCGAGAAACACUACCGCGAGUAUCUGGUGAGUCUCAUCAAUAGUCACACCUUGGAUCCAGCUCACCUGUUUGAUGAGACAGAACUGAAGGCUGCCUGUAUGAGACACCAAAUUGACCUAACGCAGGAGGCAGAGGACCAGAGAGUGUACCAUGCAAGGCUUUUGCAGGUGACUAUAGUCUGUGUGGACUGGAGGUUCUCGUAUAUGCCUUCAGGAAUUCGGUCAACGCGCCGACUGCGCACCUGGAUGGUGGAGCAGGUGAGCAGUGGAAAGUAUCCAGGACUGGUGUGGGAUGACACGAACAAGACCAUGUUCCGCAUCCCAUGGAAACAUGCAGGCAAACAAGAUUUUCGCAGUGAAGAGGAUGCUGCCAUUUUUAAGGCUUGGGCUGAGUUUAAGGGGAAGCUGACCGAGGCAGGGCGCACAGACCCUGCUUCCUGGAAGACUCGUCUCCGCUGUGCUCUCAACAAGAGCCCCGAAUUCAGUGAGGUUACAGAGAGAUCACAGCUGGACAUAUCUGAGCCGUAUAAAGUGUACCGUCUGGUUCCAAUCUCUGAGCAAGGGUGUGUGAACACAAAACCAGACCAGGCGAAGGCACACCCUGAGAGAAGGAGGAAGAGGAGGAAUCACUGGGAUAGCGAGGAAGAGGAAGAACUCUCCGCCAAGAUGAUCAAGGAAGAGCACUCCGCAGUGCAGCAAAUCAACAUGAUGCAGCAACUGGAAGUGGAGGUCUCGGAGUUGAGCACCCAGGUUGUAGAGGUCACUGAGCCCGCCGUUUCCUUGAAGAAUGAUGGCCCCAGAGAAAUCCAGUUGAAUGUUACAAUCGCGACUUCACCCCCUCCCUCCACAGCGCCCCAUUCCUUCCUGGUCUCUGUGCAGUACCUGGGCAAGGAGGUGCUCAAACAUGAGGUUCGGGGAAGCGAUGUCCGAAUCACCUACAUGCCUGUGGCUCCAGUCCCUCCCUCACCUCAGACCACCUUCCCCCGGAUCCCCCUGCCAGAUCCGCCCGUCUCAAUGGCCUCUGAACCAGCCAUGCAGGCCAUUUCCACCCUGCUACCCUUUAUGGAGAGAGGUGUGGUGCUGACGUCCACGGGAGGCGGCGUGUACGCAAAGCGCUACUGCCAAGGACGGGUCUUCUGGAGGGGACCUCAUACUGACGCCCCCGAUUCUGUCAACAAGAUGGAGCGCACGGCAGAGCCAGUCAUGGUGUUCAGCAGGGAAGCGUUUCGAGAACAACUGCAAGACUAUCAAACGAAUGGAGGACCAGUCCCACAGAGCAGUAUCAUCAUGUGCUUUGGGGAGGAGCUCUUCGGUUCAGAUGACUCCGCUACUAAGCUCAUCAUUGUAAAGAUCUCCUUUCCCUGGGCAGAACAGCAGAUCAAGGAGGUUGACACCAUCAAGGAGUCUGUGUCCAUCCUCGAAAACUUUGGAGAAGUCACCCUCAAUCUCAUCCAGAUACCCUAGUCUUAAAGGUAUCACCUGAGUGACAGCACCCACCCCUGUGUACCAGUGGAAGCAUUACCACGGCAACGGCACAAGCACUACAUGAAAUUAAUGUCUGUCCAUGCACUUUACACUGAGGGAUUUGGUCUACAGGUGGUAUUUUUGACUGACUCUUCUUGGAUUCAAAGACUGGAAAUAACACUUAAACUAGAAAACUCCAACCUUCUUCCAACCCCAAAACAGCUCAAUGUACUGUUUUCAUAUUUGUGCUGUCCAACUUCGCAGAAGUAUCGAGCCUUGUGGUUGAGUGAGGAAUGAGAGAAAAAAUAUGGACAUGUAUUGACAUGAUGAAAUUGAACAACCACUUUAAUCCCUAGCCGCACAUUCUCUGUAGGCAUUAAAUUCAGACCAGUUUCUUUUGGCAAUCUAGAAUUGAGUUCAGAAGUGUUUGUAUUACGUCUUGCCUCAAACACAGGAAGGGAGUAAGAAUGCAAACCUUGGUUGUCUAACUAUAAUGUAGCACAAAUGUGUAUUUCAGAUCUAAUGCAUCACCUACAGUAGUAACUAGGACUACCUUCCUAAAUGCAUAAUUCUUUGUGAAAUUAGCUGUGGGUAUGCCUGUUUGUCAUUAGGAUUAUUGUUGAUUGUAAUGGCUCAAAGUGGCUUAUAGUAGGUGUAAGUAAGGGGUUUGCACUCCCUGCUCCCAUAGACAUUAGUAUUAAUUGGACAAGGGGAUGAUACAAGAUCGAGUUCCUGAUUUAGUGACAAUGCAGUGUAAAUGAAAGUGAUGACCGCCAUUGAGUUUAUAAUGGUGAUGAAUGAAUCAAAAAGCAGAUAACAGGCCAAAGUUUUGAAUUCCUUGUGCUCUCUGUUGUGCAUUUAAAUGUGUUACUGUACAUAUUCUAGUUUGUGUCAAUCACAAAAAGCUGAAUAUCUCACAAAUAGUGAAAUGUAAUCUCAUCAGAACAUUCCAGCAUGUUUCAAAGAAGACAAUGACGCGUUAUUAGUUGGUCAAAAUGUAAAUUAAAAGCAUAUUUAAACAGGUGUAUGGAUACAGUAACACAAACCACAAGGAGUAAAGAUUGGUCUAAUUUGUUUUGUACUUUCUAAUGACCACUACAACAAUUUCUUUUACUGAAAGGCACAGAGAAUUAGUAGAGGGAUCAUGUUAACUAGAAGGGUUUUUUGUUGUUGUAUUUAUCAAAAACAUAUAGUUGUUUGUCAAUGGUUUUUAAGUGUGUAUGUUAAAAAAUAAAUACAUAUUUAACCUA
Sardina pilchardus (European sardine) is the source of this 5967-nucleotide messenger RNA. RefSeq names its product interferon regulatory factor 9 (gene irf9). Gene Ontology annotation, biological process: regulation of DNA-templated transcription; protein linear polyubiquitination. Bases 140 to 4717 code for a protein of 1525 amino acids. The transcript is spliced from 31 exons. The record is from RefSeq and is a predicted model, not a curated record. Gene Ontology annotation, molecular function: K48-linked polyubiquitin modification-dependent protein binding; zinc ion binding; linear polyubiquitin binding. Gene Ontology annotation, cellular component: LUBAC complex. NCBI's taxonomy places the organism in Eukaryota, Metazoa, Chordata, Actinopteri, Clupeiformes, Clupeidae.